AUACGAUGUUAUCCGUUAUCAACAAAUUCAUUUUUAUGUGACGUCAUUUUUAUUUUUUAUUUUUUUCAUUAUUAUUGCAUUAUUAUACAACUAGUUAACUAAUAUCACUUUAAUAGUCAUUCGUUUAAAUAUAUCGUUUGUGCAAUCAAAUAUAAAGAGGAAAUCAUAAACAUAGUUUUUUUCGUUUUAAUAUUUUUUUUUUACAAAUGUUAUAUUAUAAUAGAAAAUGUAAUAUUUUCGAGUCUUAGUGUACAUCGAAUUGGAAGAACAAAUUGUUUAGUGACUAUAAUAAGAAUGACGACUUUAACAGAAAAUACUGCAGAAUUACAACGUGAACUAGGUCUCCCCAGUGCAAUAUGCCUUAUCAUCAGUGACAUGUUGGGUGAGUACGAGACGAUAAUCAAUAUAAGUUUUACAAUAAUUGGUGCUUAGCAACGAUAAAUAUUUCCUUUUUAUUUUACACAGACAAAUGACUCGCGGACACCGAUUUUUUCACGGAAUUGGGGGGAAAAGUGUCCGCUUGCGCCCUCUUACAAUUUUUAUCCAUAGUUCGUCUAUGGAUAUAAUACAUCGUAAUACUAUAUUAUGGUGUAUAGGUGUCAAUCAAUAAGUCAUUGGUCAGAAUAUUCAAGCUUAAAUAAUCGUUUUUCUUCUUUAGUUGUAAUUUUGUACGACUAUAUUCAAUGUUAACGAUUAUUUAAACAAAAAACUAUAAACUACCUUACACCGGAUGUAAUGAUUCUAGGGAGUUCUGUGCUCAGAAUCACUAAAAGUAUAAUUCAAAUCGUCUUCUGAAAUGUAUGCUAAAUAUGAGAAUAUUUUCAUAAGCGCAACCAAAAGGGUGCUGGGGAAACUUAGCGCUCCUAUUAAAGGUUAGGUUAGUUAAUUAAAAUUAGCUACCAGAAAAAAACCCAAUAAUCUUUUUCAUAGCAUCGGUUAAAUAUUUAUCUAUAUAUUAUUUCAUAAUCAAUAAGCAGAACAAAGUACAGAUUACCUACAGACAAUGUAUUAGACUAUGAAAAAUAAUGUUAAUAUAGUUAAUAAUACAUUUGUAUAUAAUAAAUUGUAAAUUAAAUGUGUAAUUGCUUAUUAUUAGAGCAUUUUAAAGGGGAUUGUAGGGGUAUGGUAACCACGGGUCUGUGAUAUUUCGAUAAUUUGAGCACCCUUAAAAUUGAUAGUUUAAUUUCGCCUAUGAAUUAAUUGCUACUCAGUAGAAUACAAUCAAUGAUCACAGAGAAGAAGAAGGGUAUAGUAGUCCAAUUUAGAACAUUGUUCAGCAGAGCGAAACUUCUCUGCAACAAUUUGGAUUACGAUCUAUAUAAUUUUAACUAGUUCGUCCAAUAUUAAUAUACACACUUAAUAUUAUCAGAUUGAUACCUUUUUUCACCCUAUGAGAAUCUCAACAUUCGAUAGCACAAUUUCAAUAAAACACUAUCGAACACGUUCGACCGGUUAAUGCGUCAUCUCAAAAAUGAAAAAAUUGACUUACUACCCUUCUUCUCCCAUGUCCUUUAAUUUACUAUUUUCAAAAUGUUUUAUUCUAAAUUAAAUGUUGAUAAAUAUUUCUGUGCGUUUCUUAUUUGAGGCGGAUGGGUUUAAUAUUAAAAUGUUCUCUAUUAAUUCAUUGAUCUUUUUGAAAUUUUGUUUGUCUCUAUUAUUUUGUAUAGGUUCGGGAAUUUUCGUGUCUGCAGCCAGCGUAUUGGAGAACACAGGGUCGGUUAGUAUGUGUCUGGUCCUCUGGGUAUUGUGCGGUUUGAUAUCGCUUUUAGGUAAAUACGCACUGUGGAUUAUUUAUCAGUACUAAUAAGUACUAUAUAUUGUACAUGCUUACAAUAAUUAUACUAUUAUUCGUAUUCAAACUGACCUCAUCUUUCAAUACCGUUAAUUUAUGACUAUUUCGUUUUCCAUAAAAUUAAGAAAAUAUUACAAUAUGCUGAGUGGUAAUAAUUGUUUCAUCACAAGCAUAAAAUAGCGCAUAGCAUACUCGUAUGGGAUGUCUGUAUAUGACGACAUAUUUGAAAUUUGUUCGCCACCUCCAGCAUUUUUUUUUUUUUUCAAUUUGCUUAAAGUGUAUUUGCUUGAAUUUAAAAAUAAAUAUUCCUUGAUAUUUCCUGCAAAUUCCUCUAUCACAGUGUUGGAUCCAGGAGAGGGGCGAUGGGAGCAAUUGUCUCUACUGUUCGGGUCCCAAUUUACUAUUAGAUUGAUUUUCGUCAUAAAUGUGUACCCCAUAUGAAUUUUCAAAAUCAUCCCUCCUCCGCCACCUCCUCUCCCACCCUCGUUAUCUCGUUAUCUGUCCAGAUAACGUAUAAGUAACGGUAUCAUUACAUCUCAUCGUCGUUUCUUCUUGACUACAACACAGUGUCCCUGUCGUACGCCGAACUGGCCACAGUGGUGAACAAGUCCGGCGGCGAUUUCAGUUACUAUCAGACCGCGUUUGGAAGCGUGCACAAAUUCUGGGGACCGCUGCCGAGUUUCGUCAAUUCGUGGGUGAUCAUCAUGUGCGCGUACCCGGCCGGCGUGGCCAUCACGAUGAUGACGUUUGCCCAACAUGUCGUCGAACCGCUGGGCAUGUGGUUGUUCUUAGACCCGAGCACGGAAUACGCUCUGAAGAAAGCGGUCACCAUAAUGUCGAUCGGUAGAUAACAUACAAUUUUAUCGGUUUUGUUCACAAUUUAAAUUAUUAUAUUAUAAUACAGUAUGGUCGACAAAAUAACGUAAGACACUUAUUAUCUCGGAAAUUAGCGUUAAAUUUUUCGGAACCUGUAUUUAAAAAAAAUUGUACAAUGUUGUAUUGCCGUUAGUUUUUGAUACGCUUAUUUUCCCGCGUUUUGAUUUUUAAACGACAACCAACAUUAAAAAUUCUAUGAAUUAAUGAAGUUUUAGAUUAAAUACAUUUUUGUGUUGACAUUUUUAAUUUACGUCGACCCGUAACGAGAAUAAUCCACUCUAUAUUUUAUCGUUUUGUGGGUAAGUCGCGGAGCGUACUAUUGAAACCCGUAUGCACCGCUACAACUGCAGAUCCUCCAUGGAAGCAUUUUUUCUUGUCGAUUAUAAAACAGAAAAUUGAGAAGAAAAGAUUAGACCAAAAUUAAUGUUAUUUAGCUUCCGUCGAAUUCAUACGCAAAUACUUACGUAAUGUUAAAACAAUAAAUAAAAAGUUGAUACUGUUUAUGUCACUGUUUUUGGUGGGAAGUUGAAAAUAAGGAUAUAUAAAGUAUAAUUUAAUUUAAAUUUGUACGUACCGACAAUAGGUUACUAACGAAAAACAAUUCUUAACAAAGUAUUAUUAGUCGUAAUUGAUUGCCCUCUGUUGCCAAAGUAACCUAAAAAUCAACUAAAAUUAUACAAAAAAUCACCAUUUCAUCCCACUUAUUAAGAAAAAUCAAAAAAUAAACUAAUACCAAUUAUAUAAAAAUGCUACAAGAAAGUUCCUAUGAAGUUUAUGAUUAAAGCAUGGUUUCUGAUAGAAAACUUAUGUAUAGACAAAAAAAAAAACACACCAUUCUAAAACCAAUAUAUUCUUCGCUUUUAGAAUCGCAAAAAAAGAAAUUCGUAGUCGAAAAUUAAAUCGAUAAUUAUGAACGGCAAUGCAUUUAUACCACCGUUUGCUACAAAUCAAAAACGAAAUACUUUAUAAUACACGAAAUCUUUCGUGAACAGUAUUACUUUCUACGAAUGGAUAUAUAAUAAGAUACCUACCUAUAUUAUGUCCUCCUAUAUUCGUUAUAAAUUUAGGUAUCAUCACACUGAUCAACUAUUCCAGCGUGAAAAACUUCAUUAAAAUCCAAUUCGUGUUCACCACAUGCAAAGUUGUCGCUUGUGUGUUGGUCAUCGGCGGCGGAAUGUAUCAACUCUACAAAGGUAGGUACCAUAAAAAAAAUUAUAUAAUUUAUAUACAUAAAAUAUAAUAUAGAUAAUAUUUUAUAAUAUUAAAUAAUUUAAGUAUAUUAUAAUCAAAUUUCUUAGGGAAAAAUCAGUAGCUUAGUUGGUUGUAAGUGGGAAGUUGGGAGAGUAGGAUACAUAAAACGAUUUAAUUUAUGUCUGUAAGCAACGAUAAACCAUUGUUAGUGGUAAACGUUUCUUAGGAAAGUUCAUUUAUACAUGAUUUUCUUAUUUGAACAUUAAGUACAACUUAUUCUCAACAUCCUGUUAAAUUUUCGUACAUUUCUGUUUUUUUCAAACAAUUAUAUCCACAUACAGUACCUACUAAAUAAAAACUACGUAAAAAAUAUGCAAACAUAAAAUACAUAUUAAUUAAUAGUCCACUUAUACCUCGUAUAUAUAUUGUGUUUACCAAUUAAUACAGGAAUAAAAUGUUUCACGCAGGAAAUACUGACAAUUUGAUGACCGGUUUCGAGGGAACGACCCUGACGAUAAAAUCUCUGCCGGUGGCUAUGUACAGUUGUCUUUGGGCGUUCAGCGGAGGGUAAGUACCUGCUGCACAAAUUAAGUAGCAAAUGUUCAUAUAUGAAAUACUUUUGGCAGGGAGGCUGCAGCAAUAGUCGUCGAGGAAAUAAAAAAUCCUCAAAGGUACUCUACAUAAUGUAAUUAUCAUAAUGUUUUAACGCGAUGACUAUUUAUUUUUUUUCUUACAAUCGCAGGAACGUAUUGUUGAGCAUUUUGUUGGCGUUACCGUUCAUCACGUUAAUUUACGUGCUGAUGAACGUGUCGUACAUGACGGUGCUAUCCAAAUCGGAAAUGAUUUCGACGUCCACGGUUGCGAUUGUACGUGUUCGUCCGGAGAACAAUGUUUUCGAUUAUUCAUGAUCUUUUUCUUUCCCAUUCCAGAAAUUCGGAUCUCACGUACUCGGUGGUUUGACUUUCGUUAUCCCGCUGACCGUGGCCGUGUCGACGUUCAGCAAUGCACUCAGUUCCCAAUUCGAAGCAACCAGGUUGCUACACUUAAACAAUAAAUAAUAAUUAUUAUGAAUAUAAUCUAUAUCGUGUGAUGAGUAAUGACAUUUAUUACGAUCGAAUUUUACUAUCUUUUUGCGCAGGAUGUGUAUGGUCACCAGCAGAGAAGGUCAUAUGUUGAAUGCGUUCUCGUACGUGAGCGUCAAAAAACUCACUCCCACUCCGGCCGUCCUUUUACAGGCACGUUUAAUUCGGUUUAUUAUUUUUUUUUAUAUAUUAUACAUGUUUUGUUAUUCCAAGUUCGAAAGUAUGUUCUCAACUAUGGUUUUCCGUUUUCAGGGUCUACUUACGUUCAUAUGCUGUCUGAUUUGCGAGGACAUCAUAAAGCUAAUAGAGUUCACCAGCUUUUUAUUUUGGGUGUUUACUGGUCUUUCCGUCGUGGCGCUGUUGGUGAUGCGUCGCACCAAGAAAGACGUCAAACGUCCGUUCAAAGUAAAGCUGCAACGACAAUACAUGCGGUUGAUGUAUUAGCUACACAGAGUGUUUCUGAAAGGAACCACAUAACUAUACUUUUUGAGGUGAUUCAAUAACAGAAUUGGAUUAUUACUUCCAAAACACAUUUCAAAAAAUUAUUCAUGCGUAUAAAAAUAUAAAAUCCCACGAUAUUUCCUGCGAAAUCGUUUUCAGGCGACACUACAAGCGAUCAAGCGUAAAAAUGGCACAAUUAUUUGUAACGUACCAAUUAGCAUGAGGACUUCUCGGAAGAUAUCACGGGUUAUUUAUAUUUUUUUAAAUUAUUCACAUAUUCUAAGAAUUAAAAUAACACAAAAAAAAAAGGUUUAGUGGUAGAAAAACAAAUUGUCUUUAUUGAGACGUUCAAUCGUGGAAUUUGGUUAAUGGUUAUACUUUUUAGCAGACUGUCCCAUAAUGUAACUGUUCUACUACUGUACAUUGGGUUGGUGCUAAAAUAGGGUCAACACGAUGGCUUAAUAAACUUAAUUUCCUAAGCAUUCGCACAAAAAUAAAACGAAGCAAAAUUAUUAUUCUCUCGGGGUGAACAUAAUUUUAGACCAAUAGCGAAAAAUGGAGGUACGUCGUACACACAUGAUAGAAAUAUUUAUAUAAAAAAUCCGGGUCCGUGAAGUUAGCCGCACAACAUCAAUAUUAUCGAACCAAAUUUCCCCAAAAAUUUGUAAGUCAUUUGUAAGUAUUUGAAAGCAAAAAUUUAUAUAAUUAUUUUUAAGCGCAAAUUCACAAUUUUUAAGUCAUCCCUUCUUGAGUUAUCCCUGAAAUGUAGUAGUGAUCAAUAGUGUUUAGUGUUCCACUAUAAUAGUCUAAACAAAUUGGAAAAAAAAAACGACAAAGUUCGGAACUAAUUUACCGAUAGCUGAAUUUUGGUACAGAAAUAGUUUAUACUUCACAAAUGAACAUAUAAAUACUAAAAGUCCUAAUACAUAUCCAUUGUGCCAUUUUAACCAGGCUAAAAUAUUUUACAUUAUUCAAGUAUUUAUAAAUAUGGAUUUAAAAUUUGUAAAUUGAUUUAUUUAUCCUUAAAAAGAAGUUGGCUGCGCUUUGUCAGGCUUCUUGAACUUUUAUGCUCCGGCAAGUUAAUUAUAAAUUAAUUACUAAUAGAUAUUUAAUAGAUAAUAGAUAUGUAUACAGAUACUAACCAGUUUUAUAUGAGUUUUCUUUUAACACUGACACCAGAACAACGAUAGUGUUUAAGCUAAAUAUAAAAGUUUAUGUUUCAUAUUUUAUUAUCAUGUAUGCGCAUAGUUAUUUUAUUUUUUAAGUCAAUUUACAAAUUUUAAAUCCGUGUUUACAAAUACUUGAAUAAUGUAAAAUAUUUUAGCCUGGUUAAAAUGGCACAAUGGAUAGGUAUUAGGACUUUUAGUAUUUAUAUGUUCAUUUGUGAAGUAUAAACUUCUUCUAUACCAAAAUUCAGCUAUCGGUAAAUUAGUUCCGAGCUUUGUCGUUUUUAUUGUCCAAUUUGUCUGGACUAUUAUAUUGGAACACCAAACACUAUUUACCACAACUACUUUUCAGGGAUAACUCAAAAAGGGAUGACUUAAAAAUUGUGAAUUCGUACUAACAAGUACUUACAAAUAGUGAAAAAUAUUUUGGCCUGGUCGAAAUAGGUUAGAAAUGAUAAAACGUCCAAGUUUCGUGGAAGUUAGCCGCGAAAUAAAUAUUAGUUAAUUAAGAUAAUUAAAAAUGACUACACUUACAAAUUUCAAAUUUUUGCUUUCAAAUACUUACAAAUAACUUACAAAUUUUCGGGGAAAUUUGGUUCAAUAAUAUUGAUGUUGUGCGACUAACUUCACGGACCUAAAAUAUCCUACAUCAACCUGUAGAUCGGUAACCGAUAAGUAUAGUAUACUAUAGCUGCCCGUCGGGACCACUUUCAUCGAUCUAUACCACUUGACGGACAUAUUAUGGGCCACGUGUUUAUUAUACGAAUAUCGAAUCAGAAAAAAUUGCAUUCGUGUAUACGAGAGCAAAAACAAAUGAAAUAGAAAAUGUUUAGCAAACUGCUGUCAAACAUUUAAAACAGUGAAUCGAACGCUUCCCAGUCUGCCCUUGGUUAUGCCAGUAGCCAAUUAGAUGAAGUCCUUUCAGAAACACCCGGGUGUAUCGUGAUAACCUUGAAUCGUCUGACAUACUGUUAUUUAGUUACCGAUCGUCGUUCCCGUUAUCAUACUGGUCGUGUGUGCCAUCCUAUUCCUGACACCGAUCAUCAGCGAACCUAAACCGCAGUAUCUCGUAGCUUUGGUGCUCGUAUUUUCAGCGUUGCCCUUGUACGUGCCAUUCGUGUACCUGAAGAAACGAUGGUCGAUAGUCGGUACGUGUAUAUUAUUGUGAUUCUAUCUGCGAAAACCUAUUUAAUAACAUUAUUCGUUGUGGACGUUUACAAUGCGUGUGUUUUUUGUUGGCAGACGGUUUUAACCAAUUUGUUCGGAAUUCGAUGGGAGUGGCGCUACCGGAGAAUUGAGGAAAAUAUACCAGCCGAAUUUUCCGUCCUCGGAUCGGAAUCCUACUGGAGACUGCAUAAUGUUUUCAGUGUACCUACCGAAAGCCAGGAAACGAAAAAAAGGAUUCUAGCUGUUGUUUAGAUAUAAUUACUGUAUUUGGUAC
Molecule: messenger RNA, 7989 nt
Organism: Cinara cedri
Lineage: Eukaryota; Metazoa; Arthropoda; Insecta; Hemiptera; Aphididae
Source: the annotation of a GenBank genome assembly